Molecule: messenger RNA, 537 nt
Organism: Brassica oleracea var. oleracea
Lineage: Eukaryota; Viridiplantae; Streptophyta; Magnoliopsida; Brassicales; Brassicaceae
Product: nucleolin 2-like
Exons: 1
Coding region: 1-537 (178 amino acids)
Source: RefSeq, a predicted model, not a curated record
AUGAGUGAUAAAUUUAUGCCUCCAAGGAAAACAGUUCGCAGAAGAUCUCCGUCAACUGAACCAUCUGGGGAGAGUUCAACAGAUGAUGACGCAAACGAAGUUGAGAGAAAAGUCCCCUUCAACGUUGCUCUCAUGAGACCUCGGCCAUUUAAACAAUUUCUUGAGGAUGAUUCAACGGACAGUGAAGCAACGGACAGUGAAGCAACAUACAGUGAAGCAACGGACAGUGAAGCAACGGACAACGAAGAGAACGAAGUUGCGAGAGAAUCUCCCAAAGCUCCUCGCAUGAGAGUUAGGGCACGAGAACCAUCUGAUGAGGAUGAUUCAGCGGACAGUGACGCAACAAGUCAAGAGGAGUUAAAAGUGAGUCCAAAGAAGAACAAUGAUGCAGUAAACGAGCCGCCGAACAAGAAGAGAAGACUGCAUAGGAGGAAGAUGUAUACCCCUCGAAGAUUUAUUUCCCCAGAGGCAGAAGUUAACCAGACUGAUGCAAAGCCGUGCAACAGUGGGGGAUCAAAGGAGGGCCAUUCUGAUUAA